GUCGGAUCCACGAAGAUGGUUCAGUAGAGACGCAAGCAUUCCAUUUCGUUGUAGCACCAUAGCGUUCACAAACUUGACCAUCUACGAUCCAAAGGGGUUGACAAGUCUACUAAGCUACGCAUAUUCGAGUCUUGGCUGGCUCUCCUUCUCCCCCAACGCGGACCUUAUUGUUUCAUUCUGUAUUGGUGGGCGUUGCCUACCCUCUUCUUCCCCAUUUCCCCCAAACGAUAAAACGGCCACCUGUACUUAAAUUAAAUAUUCCUUUUUUACUUCUCCUCUCUUUCUAUUUUCCAAAUCUAUCAAUUUCUAUAAACCAACUUUUUCCUCUACCAAAGAAAAAAGAAAAAACAAAAAACAAAACGUAUCUAAUUCUUUCUCUCUUCUAGAAAUUGCACAAGUUCUCAAAAUAUUCUUCUUUUCUGUAUUCUUCAUAGCUUGAUCCGAUAUUUGAAAAGGGCAGUCAUUUCUUUAUAGAAGUAUUUCUUUAUAGUAGAUUAUAAUAGUAAAGAGAAUGUUUAACGGAAUGAUGGAUCCUGAAUUGAUCAAAAUUGCUCAGGAACAAAUGAGUCGCAUGUCCCCUGCCGAAUUUGCCAAGAUCCAACAACAGAUGAUGGCCAAUCCAGAGUUGAUGAAAAUGGCUUCAGAAGGAAUGAAGAACAUGAGACCGGAAGACUUGAGACAGGCAGCUGAACAGUUAAAGCAUACUCGUCCUGAGGUGAUGGCUGAGAUUGGUGACAAAAUGGCCAAUGCCUCCCCUGAAGAGAUUGCUUCCAUGCGUGCCCGUGUUGAUGCCCAGAUUACUUAUGAAUUAAAUGCAGCUCAGAUGUUGAAGAAGCAGGGUAAUGAACUUCACAGCCAGGGGAGGUUUAAAGAUGCCUUGCAGAAAUAUCUACUUGCAAAGAAAAACCUGAAAGGAAUUCCAUCUUCCCAAGGGAGAUCACUUUUAUUGGCAUGCUCUCUUAACCUGAUGUCAUGUUACUUGAAAACAAGGCAAUAUGAUGAAUGCAUAAAAGAAGGGUCAGAGGUUUUGGGGUAUGAUGCAAAGAAUGUUAAAGCUCUUUAUCGGAGGGGUCAAGCCUAUAAAGAACUAGGCCACUUGGAAGAUGCUGUCUCUGAUUUGAGCAAAGCACAUGAAGUUUCCCCAGAUGAUGAAACUAUUUCAGAUGUAUUAAGGGAGGCCAAAGAAAGAAUGGCUAACGAAGGUGGUAAUCACAGACGAAGUGGAUUGGUAAUUGAAGAACUAACCAAAGAAGAUGAUGUUGCAUCUUCUCAAAACCUAGGUUCAUCUAGAGAAACUUCAGCGUUGCAACCACGAGAAAGUGUUGAUGCACGAAACAUGAAGAGUGGGACUAAUGGCAGUGGCUUGACAAUGAAUUCAGAGUCCCUGCAGGCUUUAAAGGAUGACCCAGAAGCUAUAAGAACAUUCCAAAAUUUCAUCUCGAAUGCUGAUCCUGAAACUUUGUCUGCUGUAAGUGGUGCAAAAGCUGGAGAAUUGUCUCCUGAUAUGUUUAAAACUGCUUCAAAUAUGAUCAGCAAGAUGUCACCUCAAGAGCUCCAGAAAAUGCUCCAAAUGGCCUCCUCAUUUGAAGGGGGAAACCAAUUUGCUGCUAGUAGUUCUUCAGAUUCUAGUUUUAACAGCUUCCGUCCUGGUUCUGUUCCUCCAAAUGUUACACCAGACAUGCUUAAAGUAGCAACUGAUAUGGUGAGUAAGAUGCCCCCAGAAGAGCUUCAGAAGAUGUUUGAAAUGGCAUCCUCUUUGCAAGGAACAGAUACGCUUCCAGUUGCUGGAGCUCUAAAAACUAAUGCACUGAAUUUAGACAAUGGGUCCAAACUGACAGGGCAAAGAGAAAAUUGUGCAGUUAACCGGAGUAACAUGAAUGGUGAAUCUAGUUCCUCUAAUGAUUUCUUUUCAAGCACCAGAAAUGCUUCUCAGCCAAGCUUUCCUAGCUCAACUGCUGAUAUGCAGGAACAAGUGAGAAACCAAAUGAAAGAUCCAGCUAUGCGGCAGAUGUUUACGUCAAUGAUGAAGAAUAUGAGCCCAGAAAUGAUGGCUAAUAUGAGUGAACAAUUUGGACUAAAACUUUCGAUGGAAGAUGCAGCAAAAGCUCAACAAGCCAUGUCCUCUUUAUCACCAGAAGACUUGGAUAGAAUGAUGCGAUGGGCAGAUAAGAUCCAAAGAGGAGCCGAAGGUGCGAAGAAGGCAAAGAACUGGUUACUGGGGAGAUCUGGUAUGAUUCUGGCCAUAUGCAUGCUCAUCUUAGCAAUGAUCCUUCAUUGGCUGGGCUACAUUGGGAAGUAGGGCAGUAACUAAGUUGCUUUAAGCCUUUGCUUUUACCAUGAGGUGCAAAGUUUAUCCUCCUACAGAGCUGCAGUUGUCAAAACUGUUUGUGUAUCCUUGACAAUAAGAAUGAGAAGUGGUAGAGGGAAUGGAGGUAACUGAGCGGAGCGCACGGAUGUAAUGUGCAUAAUGGGUGAUGAAGAUGAUCAUACCCAAGAGUGUGCUUCUGUGUCCCACAAAAUUAGUUUUUUGAUAUUUGUUGCACUUUUGAUUCUUAUUUGUAAACUUUCAGUGAAAGAGAUGAGAAUUCCUAAAAGGAUUCUUAUAAAAGGGUCAAAAGUUAUGCAAGUGAUGUCUAACGUCCACUAACUUUUUGUAAUAUUGUGACAGCAUAAAUGGGUGUUGCUAAGGACAUGAAAGCCACCCACCACUGAACCAAAUGAGAAGCUUCCUUGCAUUUUCA
Molecule: messenger RNA, 2741 nt
Organism: Ricinus communis (castor bean)
Lineage: Eukaryota; Viridiplantae; Streptophyta; Magnoliopsida; Malpighiales; Euphorbiaceae
Product: outer envelope protein 61
Exons: 11
Coding region: 512-2299 (595 amino acids)
Molecular function (GO): protein binding
Source: RefSeq, a predicted model, not a curated record